Ogataea philodendri is the source of this 480-nucleotide messenger RNA. RefSeq lists its product as uncharacterized. The coding region runs from base 1 to 480 and encodes 159 amino acids. The transcript is spliced from 2 exons. The record is from RefSeq and is a predicted model, not a curated record. NCBI's taxonomy places the organism in Eukaryota, Fungi, Ascomycota, Pichiomycetes, Pichiales, Pichiaceae.
AUGCAGAAACCUGCCGAUCUCGGUAGUUUCAUCGACUGCCCUGUAGCCUUCAGCAUCUUCCUUGUACCAGGAGAAGCAAAAGAUAACUUGCUCGCCAGGCACGGCUUGUCUUACACGCAUACCACCAAGCCCGCGGAUAUCAUCAUACGUGCGUCCGGUGGCCGCAAUCUCCACCGGCUCCUCAACCCAGACAGAGUCGAAAUCUGCCUUCAUAUUGGCAACGUUGAUCCGUUGCAACCAGCUGCGUUCCAUCACACAGACCCCCUACGCGAUCUGUUUGAGAUUCUGGUAAAACCUCACCACGUCGUCGCUGACACGGAUGCGUUUCUCGUCAAAGUUGACGAUUUGGAGGUUUGCAGUGUCGACGCAUCGACUGAGAGCCACGUAGACUUGUCCCUUCUCGAAGAUCUUGGUCAGAUCCACCUUCACUCUCUUGAGAGUCUGUCCUUGGGAUUUGUGGAUCGACAGGGCCCAGGAUAG